AGGUCCUAUUGCGGUGCACGCGGCGGGGCAUGAGCCCAAAAGCAGGUUUGUAGCAGAGCGGCUGAGCGCCGAUGAGAUGAGCGCGAGCCACCGAUUAGUCCCGCGGCCGGAAGCCACCGGCCACCACAGCUUGUUGGUGACCCUCGCGCGCCACGGCCGCCUCGCCGCCGCCGCCACCCUCUUCUCCACCGCCCUCCGCACCACCCGCGCCCUCAACUCCCUCCUCGCCGCACUCUGCUCCUCCUCCUCCUCCCCGGCGUUCCUCCGCGUCGCCCCGUUCGUCCUCCUCCGCGCCGCACCCCACGCCUCCCCCGACGCCGCCACCUUCCGCAUCCUCACCUCCGCGCUCUGCCGCGCUCGCCGGCCCUCCGCCGCCGCCGACGUCCUGAGCUGCAUGCCCGCCCUCCUCCUCGACCCCGACGAGCACCACUGCCGCGCGGUCCUCGCCUCCCUGUGCCGGUGCGGCCCCGCUCGGGACGCGCUGGCGUUCUUGGACGACAUGCGACGGUGGGGCGUCUCACCGAGCAGGUCGGACCACCGCGCCGUCCUCGACGCGCUCCUGCGGGAGGGGAUGGCGGCCGAGGCGUACGAGGCAGUGGUGAAGCAGAUGGACGCCGACGGGGUCGCUCCGGGGCUCCCGGAGUUCGAGCGCAUACUGCGAGCAUUCAGCGACGGCGGAGCAUUCGACGCCGUCGAGGAGGUGUUCGACGAAAUGCUCCUUCGGGGGCUUGUGCCGGACGUGGGCGUCUACAAUGUCUACGUGGGCGCGCUGUGCGACAAGGGCGACCUGGCGGGCGCACGCCGGAUGGUGGAGUGCAUGGAGCGCGUCGGCUGCCCGCCGGACGUCAGGACUUUCACUGUCGUGGUCGCAGGGUGCGUGUCUGCUGGUGACACGGACGCCGCCAGGGAGGCCGCGCGGGAGGCGAUAAGGCGGGGUCUGCGGUGGGAUGCACCGGCGCUGUCGGAGCUGAUAGGCGUGCUGCGUGCCGGCGGCCAUGUCACGCAGGUGCGUGCGCUGCUGUUGGAAAUCAUGCGUGACGGAUGCGCUGCACCGUUGGACGCGUCGGUGUUCGGGCAGCUGAUAGGAGUAGCGUUGUGUGACAACGAGGAGGGUCUAUGUGCGGAGGCUGCCGGAGUGAUGGUAGCAACCUGACGGGAGGCUUUGCUUGUGGUAGACAGCCGAUCCCUGUGCACAGACCCUCCGUGUCGUCACACAAAGCUACUCCUAUCAGCUGCCCAAACGCCGUCGAGUCCAAUGGGCAGCCCAUUGAUAAAAGAAAAAAAAGAUAAAUACUAGGGUUAGGAAAUAAAAGAGGGUUUGGGGAUAGAGGGACUUGAACCCUCACGACAUAUAAAGUCGACGGUUUUUCCUUUUACUAGAAAUUUUAUUGUUGUCAGUAUUGACAUGUAGAAUGAGACUCUCUUUAUUCUCAUCCGAUUAAUCCACUUUUUAAAAGAUGUCAAAAACAUUGAAUUGAAGGAUUUGAUUACUCAAUAUUCGAUUGGAAUGGAUUCACAACAAUUCUUAAAAAAUUCAGAAUUUUCUAUUCCAUAAUCAUUCCUAAUUACAUUCUAAAUUACAUUCUAAAAGAAGUAAAUAAAGAACCUAUAUUAUGAUAUGGGUUCUGUGAUUAAUCGUUUGCAGCAGAUGAUUGAAGUGUUCAGCCUUGAAGGAGAACAGUUGACGAUAAUAUGCUACCAACCAUCUUUUAUGGGCCAAAGAACAGGCAGUGUAAAUUGCCUUUCUUUUCACCCAUACAAAUCACUCUUGGCCGCUGGUGCUGGUGAUAAUGCUCUUGUCUCUAUCUAUGUGGAGGAAAAUUACAAGUAAGAUGAGAUCUACAUCGCGUGACAUGCAACCACAGUGCAACCGGUGGGCCUUAUGCUCGGCCAAAUGAUGGCUCCACGCCAUGGUCCAACUACAUCAUCCAAGAUGAUGUGAAGCCUGGUCACCGGCAUGGCGAUGAUGGCACCGUGGCUUUCGGUGCAGAUUGCCUAUUGGAUGACGUGUGCAGUUUGUAAGAUAGAGCACAAUGUUCAUUAGCCUCCUUGCAGAAGGUUGUCAAACCCCACCCUUAUCCUGUCAUUGAAUUUGGAGGUUUCCCUCAAAUAAUCAUAUCUAGGUUAACCAAAAUGCAUAGUCACCUCAUCCGGAUUGUCAUUUGCCGAUGUCCUUCCUUCCAAGUGUAAAAAGGCUUCAUAUCAUAAAUCAAGUUUGGUAGGGGCUACCCGGGCAAGUGGUUGUGCGUAUGGGCCCAGGUAGAAUUCAUGCACAUGUCUCUCUCACAGAUGCUCUAUAGUUGCAUUUGUCCAGCUAAUAUAGAAGUAGAUGGGGUUAGCAUGGCCUGCAUGAAUCAAUGUCCUCCACUCAUGUAUUAUAAUCAUUGGACAGAUUUCCAUUUGUAUAUAUGAAUCGUGUUUGUACAGUUGUCAGCUAUCAUGAUGUAAUGUGUGCAAGGAUGUUUUUUUCCUUGGGUAUAGUUUUCAUCCCAGAAGUGAAAGGAAAAAGAAACAUGAGCGAGCUGUUGAAGGCUUGCGGUCUGUGGUGUCUAUCUAUGUAACUACUUUCCUGAGAUGAAGAUGCCUUGAUACUGGAGGUGUAUUAAUGGAGGAGGAUGUGCAUCUGUGAGUGAUUAUCUUCCCAGUGGCGAUCUGCUUGGCACGGAGAUUGAAGCUAUACAAGACAGCUCGUGCGUGUUCGGUGAAUUCAGAACUUGGAGGAGUCAUGGGGAAACCAUGGAAAGUUGGUCGACCUUCAGGGGCUGUUAGACGGAGCUCCAGUUCUAAGAAUCUUGGAGCAAUAUAUUUAUAACUUUAGAAAUUUGUAGAGCUAGAGCUAAGUAUACAUUUGGAAUGUUUGAGUGACUCUAUUUUAUUACAUUCUAGACUAAAAAAGUAUAUUUAAAUCA
Phragmites australis (common reed) is the source of this 2909-nucleotide messenger RNA. Its product is annotated as pentatricopeptide repeat-containing protein At2g38420, mitochondrial-like. The transcript has a single exon. Bases 77 to 1153 code for a protein of 358 amino acids. Gene Ontology annotation, molecular function: protein binding. Lineage: Eukaryota; Viridiplantae; Streptophyta; Magnoliopsida; Poales; Poaceae. The record is from RefSeq and is a predicted model, not a curated record.